AUGGGGCUCCUUGGUUUCGUUCUUGGGCUCUGGAUUGCCAUUCUAGCAGCUGCCAAGACGGUGAAGCAAGAUCCUCUCCAGCUGCAUUUUCGUCUUGCCAAUUCCAGUCAAGGCAUUGAACGAGCUCAAGGCAGCUGGAGGAUGGAAGGUUAUGUACGCUUGGAUCCCUGUGGGGAUGGAGACGCGGCAUUGUGGCCGGGAAUCACUUGUUCCUCCCCAAAUGACGAUGGCUAUCGAGUGGUCACGGAAUUGGACUUGCAUGGCAACAAACUCACCGGACCGAUUCCUCCUCAAAUAGGACGGUUGGAGAAGCUUGUAACCCUGUUUUUAAGUUUUAACAGCCUUAGAGGACCUAUACCGAAGGAGCUCACGUAUCUGCAGGAGCUUCGAUACGUACUUGUCUUACAACAAACUUACAGGUCCGGUACCGGACGCAAUCGCAAGCAUCCCGAAGCUAACCUACCUGUGAAUUUUUCUCACGCAAAAGCUCGUUUUUCUCGUAGAUACCUGGAUCACAAUGCUUUGAAUGGCCGACUGUCGUCAGCCUUCUACAGCCAUCCGAGCCUGAAAGAGAUCUGUGAAGCGUUUCAUGCUGUUAUUGUGGUUUGUCUGAGACUGCAGAAUGUAUCCCUGGACAAUCUAUCAUGCAUGAGAAAAGCGUACAUGGAAUAUGAGGAGAUUAAGGAUGCUAGCCAGCUUCUUAGAAGGAUGCCUGAAAUGAUUCCAGCAUAA
This is a messenger RNA of Selaginella moellendorffii, 732 nucleotides long. RefSeq names its product probable LRR receptor-like serine/threonine-protein kinase At1g34110. The record is from RefSeq and is a predicted model, not a curated record. NCBI's taxonomy places the organism in Eukaryota, Viridiplantae, Streptophyta, Lycopodiopsida, Selaginellales, Selaginellaceae. The transcript has 5 exons. Gene Ontology annotation, molecular function: protein binding. Bases 1 to 732 code for a protein of 243 amino acids.